This is a messenger RNA of Pseudophryne corroboree (corroboree frog), 1425 nucleotides long. It is a transcript of the gene GPN1, whose product is annotated as GPN-loop GTPase 1. The record is from RefSeq and is a predicted model, not a curated record. Gene Ontology annotation, molecular function: GTPase activity. Bases 130 to 1014 code for a protein of 294 amino acids. The transcript has 13 exons. NCBI's taxonomy places the organism in Eukaryota, Metazoa, Chordata, Amphibia, Anura, Myobatrachidae.
CAGAGACUGACGUCCUAUUUACACGGGAAGCUCUCCCCGCCAUACAUCGUCAACCUGGAUCCAGCCGUGCAUGAGAUACCGUUCCCUGCCAAUAUAGAUAUCCGUGACACUGUAAACUACAAGGAAGUAAUGAAGCAAUAUGGUCUAGGGCCCAAUGGUGGAAUUGUCACUUCUCUCAACCUGUUUGCUACACGGUUUGACCAGGUGGUGAAGUUCAUAGAGAAGAGGCAGGAGAACUGUCAGUAUGUGCUGAUAGACACGCCGGGACAGAUUGAGGUCUUCACAUGGUCCGCCUCCGGGUCCAUCAUUACAGAGACCUUGGCCUCCUCCUUCCCCUCGGUGGUGGUCUAUGUCAUGGACACGUCACGCAGCACCAAUCCGGUCACUUUCAUGUCCAACAUGUUGUACGCCUGCAGCAUCAUGUAUAAGAGCAAACUGCCAUUCAUUGUGGUCAUGAACAAGACUGAUAUAAUCGAUCACAGCUUUGCUGUGGAAUGGAUGCAGGACUUUGAGAGCUUCCAGGAUGCUCUGAACCAGGAGACGUCCUAUGCCAGUAACCUGACUCGUUCCAUGAGCCUGGUUCUGGAUGAGUUCUACAAUGCUCUGCGGGUUGUCGGGGUCUCGGCAGUGACGGGUGCUGGAAUGGACGAGUUCUUUGUGAAGGUGUCUGAGGCAGCAGAUGAAUAUGAGAGAGAAUACCGUCCGGAAUAUGAGCGCCUGCGUCAGGCUGCGGAGGAGGAGCAGAGGAAGGAGCAGCAGGAGCAGUUAAACAGACUGCACAGGGAUAUGGGAUCUGUGUCUCUGGAUCCUGGACAGCCCGCCGGUGAAGACGAGGAGGCUGCAGGGCCAUCAGAUCUGAUCUUCACCCGAGGGAACGUGGAGGAUGAGGAAGCAGAGGACAGUGACACUGAUGAUAUCGAUCAUUCUGUGGCGGAGGCCAGGCUCGAGGAACCGGCUUUUCAGAACUUUCUCCAGCAGACACAGAACAAGUAUCGGGAAAAGGUCGGCAAAUGAUAGGUGACCCUUCCAGCUCGGAGGAAGGGUGAGGAUGUCGGCGGGUGAGUCGGCGUCCGAGGUCUGAAGACACCGGAGAUGUGCGGCACUGCGCGGCCAGGUUCCCUCUCACCUCCUCAGGACGCUGUUCUGCUACACAUUGGUGUGGAUGAAGUGUGAGCUUCUCGCCAGCACUCGCUGACUGCACAGAUAUCUGUUAUUUUACCUGCAAUAUGAAACACAAUCUUAUUUCUUAAAAAAAAACAAAAAAAACCCCCAAAAAAACAGUAGUAAUUAUAUUUUAGUGCGUUGUUGGAUGUACAGACUGGAGGGAGUGGAAGCAGCAGGACACCAUUGUAUGAAUAGAAUCCUGGGCUCAUACCAGUGUAAUGUUAUUUUUUGUUAUAAAUAAAAAUAUUAUGUUUUAAACAA